AGCUUUUGACUGCCGCACUUGUACAGAUCUGGGCUGUGCGGAACAGGCAUGGCCGGGGCCAGCGAGUUUGAGCCGCGCGAGGUCGGUGGUGCAGAGAUGGCUGCAGAGGAAGGAGACCGAAGGAAGACACUGCUGUGCAAGCAGUAUUUCGAGGGAGGAUGCAACCGGGGCGGCAACUGCGCUUUCGCACAUGGUGAAACUGAGCAACGCCAGCCACCUGGAUGGCAGGAGAAGCCCAAGAUGAAGCUUUGUGAGAAGUUUCCGAACUUUUGCGAGUUCGGACGAUAUUGCCACAAUGCACAUGGGCAGGACGAGCUGCAGGUUCGUGCACCGGGGCCGCGCCUAACUGCGCAGCCUGAAGCGGAGCAGGUUGACUAUCCGCAGCCCGAGGCUGGGGAGAGACAAAAGACUUUGCUAUGCCGAUUUGCAGCCAUGGGAACGUGCAAACAUGGCGAUGAUUGCAAGUUUGCCCAUGGCGAGCAUGAACCAGAGCGGCCGAUCGACUGGGAGGAGAAGCCGAAGUCAAGGUUUUGCUCGCAUUUCCGUGAGAGGCGCUUUUGCCAGUUCGGUCGGUAUUGUGUCUUCGCGCACGCAGAGGAAGAGCUGCAGGAAGGAGACCGAAGGAAGACACUGCUGUGCAAGCAGUAUUUCGAGGGAGGAUGCAACCGGGGCGGCAACUGCGCUUUCGCACAUGGUGAAACUGAGCAACGCCAGCCACCUGGAUGGCAGGAGAAGCCCAAGAUGAAGCUUUGUGAGAAGUUUCCGAACUUUUGCGAGUUCGGACGAUAUUGCCACAAUGCACAUGGGCAGGACGAGCUGCAGGUGUUCACUCUGAACACGACGCUUCAUCGUCAGCGGCAACAUGUGGCAAUGGACAUUCGCAAGAUGGAGGAAGAGUCAAUUUGUUGCCGAAUGUUCCUGGUGAAGUGCACUUUGCAAAAAGGUGUACCCUUUCUCUGGAGGGACCAUGCCAGGUGCACGGAUGGUGCUUGGAAGUACGUGCAUUGCCUAACAAACCAAGAACAUGACAAGCUGAGAAAGGAAUUAGGUUCUGCCCUGAACCUUGAUGUCAUUCUGGGAUGCAAGACUCCGUGGUAUUUCGUCGCAGAUCAUGUGGCAGUGUCUUCCAAUCCUCCUUUCACAGCUCCAUGGAGCUUGCCCAUUUUGUCCUGCGGCUUUCUGACGAAGGGCCAAAAUCACAAGACUUGGAGGUUGCAAAACGUCCAGGACAGGAUCCUGGCUUGGCUUCGCAGAGGCGUGGAUGACUGGGAGUCGCUGGAGGAGGCACUUAAGGGCCAGGACUGGGCCGACCUCAAGGACUACUACAUGGAAAUCGGUGCGCUGGAGACUGAGAAGCCGGAGCGGCAACUUGGCCACAUGAGCUUCAUACAAUCUGGACAGGAAGACUCUUCCUUAGAGACGCUCCUGGACCUUCUGGUGCGCCGGAACUUCCGGAAGUGCGUGCAAGGGCUCCUGCAGAGCUACACAGCCGAGAGAUACACAGACGAGAGCCGUUGGAUGGUUUUGGCCGAUGUGGGCCAUCAGGAUGGUCUGGGCAACACCGCAUUGCACAAGGCGUGCAAGGAAGGCCACCUGGAGGUUUUGAAUGAUUUGCUGGACUACGUGGAGAGGAAAGGCGACAUGGAUUUGUUAGAUGGCCUUUGCAACAAGGACCACGAGACCUGCUUGGAUUUGGCCAAAGAGAAGCCUGAGGUCUACAGGGCUGUUGUGCAGAGUCUGAGGAAUCUUGGAAAGCCAGGAACAUUGACCCUUUUUUUCAGCAUGGAGGAAAGGUGGCUGGACCAGCCCCCAGUCAUGCAAAUCCAGCUGGCCUCGCAGGAUUCACAGCUCGAUGCCUUGCGGGAUUUUUUGAGCUGCCAUGGGCAAGGCCUGGUGCAGGAUGGCAUCAGCAAGCUGAUGGUAAGAGAGCUGCACCUGAAAGAAGUUCCCAAAGAUCGACUCUGUCGGACCUUCAGAGAGUUGAAACACUUUAGGUCCGUAGUCUUAACAGGCAAAACUGUGGGGAAGCUGUAUCAGGUGCUGCUGGAAGUUGCCGCUGAAGCUGAGGAGGAUUCCAUCCUUGAAGAGCUAGUUCUCGACCUGGUGCCGUCAGAUUUGGCUGCCAACGACCUGCAGCAAGCGGCCGAGGCGGUUGCGCAAGGGAUGCUGCGGCAGCUCGGUCGAAAGCCGUGGAAGGUUCAGUUGAGCCAGCGAGCCUUGGAUGGUCUGGACCAACUCCGGGUAGAGAGGCUCAGUUGGAUCACGGCAGCGGCGGAGUUUCUGACUGUGGAUGGUUGGUCCUACUUUACCUCCCCCCAAGCCAGGCGGACGAGGGCUACACAACCCUUCCACGCCAAUCCAUUCAAGGAGGGGCUUUUUGCUGCCUGCGACUGGGCCUUUGGGCAAAACAUGCAUCGACUGCGUGGUCACCAAGACAUUGCCAAGGCCUUGGAUUGGAGCAUUUUUUUCGGGUAUGUCAAAGAGCUUCUAGGGACUUGGAACCAGAUCCUUUGCAAGCUUGACACGAAUCUGGAUCCCAAGAAUCCAAAGCUGGAGGCGAUAAUAUCGGAGCUUGACCACGCCAGCGCGGCCAUGCUCUACAUGCUGAACCACCUUGCCCCUCACCUGGAGCCACAGAACAGGGAUCGCCUGUACGAAGCAAUUGAGACGUACUUGCAACGCGCUCGGGAGUUCAAGAAAGCUGGUCCCCUCCCUGAGGCACAAUUUCAAGCUCCUUGCGUUUUGCUUGAGUGCACUCGCAACUAUCUUCUGCUACGGAAGACAGACAUGGCUCAGGAGGCAAACUGUGAGCGUUUGCGGGAGCAGAGCUGGACGAAAGGUGCCUUGGUCUUGCUGUCCGAUGAUCGGCUCUCCCCUGACCGUAAGUUCCUUGUGAAGAAGCUGCUUGAGCGCAAGCUAGACGAUGGGCCAGGCCAGCUGCAGUCAGCGGUCCUGGUGGAGCGGUGCCGAAGCCAAAAGUUGCGGGAGGACCUGAAGAAGGCCUUGGCCCACAAGCGCCGGGAGAAGUUCGAAGAAGGGAAGAACCGGGCUGAGCGAAAGACCCGCGCGGACCUGAAGGAGGGCGAGGAGCAGGUGAACUUCGAUGAGAAUGCCCGGCUGACGAUUGUAUCUUCGGCUCAACCGGCGCUGGGUGACCGCGAUUGUUGCAAGGAAGGGGCAAACUGCCGCUUCAGCGAUUGCCCUUAUGUGCAUCAUGGUCUAAGAGUUGCAUGUAGCCGCGGUCUUAGCUGCCCGAACGCCAGCUGCGACUUCUUACACCCGCGUGGAUGGCAGCCUCAAGCUGGAGCCGCCGAGGUGCUUUGCAAGUACUUCGAGCAGGGUCGCUGCAAGUGGGGCAAAUUCUGCGCCUUUGCCCACGGGUCGAGAGAGCUGGUGAGAAUUGAGGAUGGCGUCAAGACCUUGCUUGGCAAGUACUUCGAUCAGGGUAACUCCAUCUUGGGCAGCUGCAUUUCUGCCUGCGAGAGCAAGACACUGGUGAGCCCGGCUUCGGAGGCGCUCAUGCAAGCAGACUGGCUUCCACCCAGCGGAUGCCUGAAGAAUCAAGACAAGAUCAAGCCUGAGCAGCAGAAGCCCAAGCCAACGACAUCGGAAGAGCUUCAGAAGCAGCCACACGACCCCUCCUACAAGACCCAGCUUUGCGAGUACUUCCCGAGCGGCCGCUGCGUUAAGGGCGAGGACUGUACCUAUGCUCAUGGGGAGGAGGACCUGAGAACGUUCCCCCAGGAAUCCUUGCGGAUGCAGAAGAGAGCGCCGGACGACAGAUGGAGUCACAAUUCUCAGAAGCCCUUCCCUGCCUGGGUGAAAUUGCGAGAUUUCCUGGACUCCGAACGCGAGGCUUUGCGGUGCGAGGCUCCGACUGCAUGGCAGCCGGCAAACCAUGGGGCCUUUGAGGACUUCUGCCGUUCCGUAAUCCUGGAGUCCUUCCUGCGGCUAAUUUAUGGCAUGGAUGUUGUGAAGGAACUGAACAGCUGCAUCUCCGGGGCCAGCCUAAUGGAUCCCAUGCGGGAGAACAGGAGGAGAGCUGGUUGCUGAAGUUGCUGAACUGGUUGUUGAAGCAUGGCGAGCUCCUGAAGAAGUUUUCUACAGAAGAGGAGGCGGAGCUUUCCCAAGAGCUUUCCCGCCUGGACGCUGAGGUCCUUAAACUCGCCACAGAGGUUGACACCGCGUGGCGCAACUUGCAAACGUGCCUUCCACCGAAGGAAGGCAAGUGUAAGGAGAAGUUGAGUGGCGCCAAGAGGCAGCUGAGCGAGUCAUUGAAGCGUCAGCACAGCAAGCUUCAAGGGUUGUGGCCAAAAGUCCGGGACAGUUUGCAAUCUGAACACGAGUGUGACACAUGUCAUACCGCUUUGUUGAGAUGCCCACUUUGCAAUAAAGAGUAUUGCUGCAAUUGCCACAGCCAAAGCUUAUGCUUGGUGAGUGAUGUUCACCCCCAGGAAGAGGAUGACGGUGGACAUGCCAACAUGCUACUGAGAUGGGCUUUGGCACAUACCAUCAAUCAUGUUUUCAAGAGGGGUUCUGACACGAAGGGCGGCCAGGGGUGUCAAAAGUUGAAGCCCUUACUGGAGAAAUGGCGAAGCAGUCUCAUGGAUUUUUUGCCUUUGCAGCAGCUGAAGCUGGAGCCUGGACACCUGGAAGAUGAAGUCCGGAAAAGGAUGCAGCGCGUGCUGGACACGCAGUGCCUGACUCUUGGGACCUCGCCCAGUGCUCAGCGCCACCUCGAAAAGCCACAACUCGCGGGAGUGGAACAGUUGCUGAAGCUGAAGUACGGCAUCAGGUGCAUGGCCAUCCACGGCUCCAAGGCCGCCUCUUUGACGCGAGCCAUCACCACCUUCCCGAGUGCUGACAAGGUGGCGAGGAUGUUGGUGGGCGAGGGUAGCGCUUUGAAGAGCAGAAGCGCUCAGAGUUUGAAUGGCUGGUGGGAUUUAUACAUGGUUUCUAUUGACGGUUUCAUGCCAAAGGCAGAUCGGGAAGUGAUGCUGAAGAAGAACUGGGCGCAAGAGCAUGGCGCAGUAGCUCCAGAUAUGGCUGUUCAACUGAAGCCAGGCACUUUCAAUUUCUCGCACGGCAGCAUUGGGGACCAGGCCGAGGUGGAGAUAGAUAUUGAAUUCAACGGGGGUGGGAAGAUGUCAGGGUCAAAAGGUCUUUUCCGGCUGGAGAGGGGCAAGUGGAUCCUGGAAUUUCAGGGCGAAUGGGAAUGGACAGGGCCUUGUACUUGGAGCUUAGGGUACGAGGAAGGCUUUUUCAGUGGCUACGCCAUCCGCAACACACCUGGGCCCACUUUUGGAGGGAGGGUCCAAUAUGUCCAGCUGCACCCGGGGAUAGAGGAGUUGGGACAAGAGCAGGGUCGCUUUGCGGCUGCUAAAGGCAUUGCAGAGCUUUGGCGUACAGUCUAUGAUCGAUUUGAAAGCCAGGACAGGUGUGCCCGCAUAUUUCAGAACGAGGUUGAUGCUGACCUGCAGCUUGCGAGAGUUGUGGCUACCACGCUUUCAGAUACAGCAGUUGAUUUGUUGUGGGAUGUGUUUGGAGUAGCAGUUGCAGAGCGCUUGACAGUGAACAAACACUGACAUCAGGCUUUUCUGCCAUAGCCUUUCAGUACAGACCCCGGGGUCA
Molecule: messenger RNA, 5631 nt
Organism: Effrenium voratum
Lineage: Eukaryota; Dinophyceae; Suessiales; Symbiodiniaceae
Source: the annotation of a GenBank genome assembly